AUGUUCCCUGCUUACAAUCGCAAGGUCCAUCGCACAAUUGCAUUGGGCAUUGAGGUGCUUCGUCGCGUGGCCUACAUCGUCAUCGUUGAUUAUGUGUCUUUAAUUCCAUGGUUCGUGAUGUUGUGGUUGAUGUUCGACCUCACUUUCAUCGUUAUUGAGAGGGAGGAACCCCUCAUCACCGCCAUCGCCUGGUUUGCGAACCCCACCCGGGUUGCUUUUCAUAUUGCAGCCAAGGCAGUUAAAGCGGUCGUUGUUCCUCUACUUAGGUUGGGGUUAGGCCUCAUACUUAAACGUAUCCUUGGUUUGAACACGGAGUGCCGUGGUACACCAUCUCAAAUGUCUUUGUUUCGACAGUUUGUCAACUCGAAGCUUCUCUCGCAGAAGAAGCUUAGAGGUGCGUUUUCCAUUCUUGACGCGCAUUACGAAGUCGUAUCGAUUUAUGAGGCUAUGGGAGCUAAAGUCGGACGUCGAUCAUACUGGCCAGGAUUCGGGAUCAACUGUAUGGAUCCUGAGCCAGUGCUGGAGAUUGGGGACGAUGAUGUUUCUGGUUCUCGCUCAGAGAUCUUCACCACCGAUGGUAUUGGUUCGGAAAAAGUUGUCAUUGGAAAUGGAGCCAUGAUUGCUGAUCGCGUAGUACUACUACUACCCGGUACUCGUCUAGGUAGAUCUAAUGUCAGAAAAAGCGCGAGCAGUCCGCCUUUAUCAUUCUAA
This is a messenger RNA of Marasmius oreades (fairy-ring Marasmius), 711 nucleotides long. RefSeq lists its product as uncharacterized. Bases 1 to 711 code for a protein of 236 amino acids. The record is from RefSeq and is a predicted model, not a curated record. NCBI's taxonomy places the organism in Eukaryota, Fungi, Basidiomycota, Agaricomycetes, Agaricales, Marasmiaceae. The transcript has 5 exons.